Molecule: messenger RNA, 5827 nt
Organism: Onychomys torridus (southern grasshopper mouse)
Lineage: Eukaryota; Metazoa; Chordata; Mammalia; Rodentia; Cricetidae
Gene: Igfbp5
Product: insulin like growth factor binding protein 5
Exons: 4
Coding region: 704-1519 (271 amino acids)
Biological process (GO): regulation of insulin-like growth factor receptor signaling pathway
Cellular component (GO): extracellular region
Molecular function (GO): insulin-like growth factor I binding; insulin-like growth factor II binding; fibronectin binding
Source: RefSeq, a predicted model, not a curated record
UUGUUCCUUUUCAUUAUCCACCCCCCUCCUCGGUCUGCACCCUUCUCCGGACUUCACGCAGAACCUGCGGGUUUUGAAGAGGUGGUGGCCGAGUAGGAGACAAGAGGUGUUAGGGUCCAGGUUUGGAGUUUUGCUGAUUUUUUUUUUCUCUUGAUUUCAACAUUUUUCCCCCAUCUUCUUGGCAGCUGCCGACGCCUCUUACCUGUUCUGCGGCGGCGGCGCUGCUGGCAGCAGAGGCUUGGAGAGGAGUGGGGGUGCGUUUUAGACUUUAAGCAACAAGAAAAAAAAAUAAGCCAAGUCCAUUUUUUUCUUCAUCACCCCCAUUUCCACAGCCUCCAAGCUCAUUAUUUCUGUUGCUUUGGGGUGAGCAAUUCUGUGGUCCCCCCCCCCCCACCCCUGCAAUUCUGACCCGAUCCCGCCUGGGGGUUUGUUCGGUCUCCGCUCACUCUGCGUGCACCUGGCGCGCCUCUUUUUUUCACCCCCAACCUGUUGCAAGUCUUUAAUCCUUGCAAUUGGGACUUGCGUGCAGGCACCUGAAUCCUCCUUGCCUCAUAGUUUGCAAGUGUUUGGGGGAGGGCACCUGCUCUACCUGCAAGAGAUUUAAAAAAAAAAAAAAAAUUCUCCGGUAGCCCUCCUGGCCCUCUGUUCUCUACGCACUCUCGCUCUCCUGCCCCGCCCCAAGGUAAAGCGAGACUCCGAGAAAAUGGUGCUCAGCGCGGUCCUCCUGCUGCUGGCUGCCUAUGCCGGGCAGGCUCAAGCCCUGGGCUCUUUCGUGCACUGUGAGCCCUGCGACGAGAAAGCUCUGUCCAUGUGUCCCCCCAGCCCUCUGGGCUGCGAGCUGGUCAAGGAGCCCGGCUGCGGCUGCUGCAUGACUUGCGCCCUGGCGGAGGGGCAGUCGUGUGGCGUCUACACUGAGCGCUGCGCCCAAGGUUUGCGCUGCCUCCCCCGGCAGGAUGAGGAGAAGCCGCUGCAUGCCCUGCUGCACGGCCGCGGGGUUUGCCUCAACGAGAAGAGCUAUGGCGAGCAAACCAAGAUAGAGAGAGACUCUCACGAGCAUGAGGAGCCCACCACCUCUGAGAUGGCUGAAGAGACCUACGCCCCCAAGGUCUUCCGACCCAAGCACACUCGCAUUUCGGAGCUGAAGGCCGAGGCCGUGAAGAAGGACCGCAGGAAGAAGCUGACCCAGUCUAAGUUUGUGGGAGGCGCAGAGAACACUGCCCACCCCAGAGUCAACCCUGCGCCUGAGAUGAGACAGGAAUCUGAGCAAGGCCCCUGCCGCAGACACAUGGAAGCUUCCCUGCAGGAACUCAAAGCCAGCCCACGCAUGGUGCCCCGUGCUGUGUACCUGCCCAACUGUGACCGCAAAGGGUUCUAUAAGAGGAAGCAGUGCAAGCCUUCUCGUGGCCGCAAACGUGGCAUCUGCUGGUGUGUGGACAAGUACGGGAUGAAGCUGCCAGGCAUGGAAUAUGUCGAUGGGGACUUUCAAUGCCACGCCUUCGACAGCAGUAACGUUGAGUGAUGCGUCCCCUCCCACCAUCCCCCCUUUCCUAUCCCCAGCCCCAACUCCAGCCAGCGCCUCCCUCCACCCCAGGACGCUCACUCAUUUCAUCUCAUUUAGGGGAAAUAUGUAUGCAUAUAUAUUUGAGGAAACUGAGGACCUCGGAAUCUCUAGCAAGGGCUAAGGAGACACUCCCCAACCCCGAAAAUGUAUUUUUUUUUUAAGCAAGUUGAAUGGACAGAGAAGGGAAGAAGAGGAGAAAGAGAGAUCAAGAGAUGGAAAGAAAAGCAUCGGUGUAGAAAAGGGAGAGACCGGUAGGGUUACAGAGAGAAAAAGAAAAAAACGGCAAGACUGAGAGGUACCACCCCCAGGGCUGGAUCUGUCCUUCACUUCCAGCCCUAACCAGAGGUCAGAGAGAGGUUGGGACGCUCAAAAGUGCAGCAUUCAGUGACAGCCAGUUUAGACUGGUCACAGCGAGGAAAAACAACUAGGAAAAACAGUGCCUCUCUCCGGUCUGUCACGGUCUAUCUCUUCCUCCAGCCAGCUGGGUGGAUGACUAGACCCCCAUCCCGCCUCUCCUCUUGCCAGUGCAGGGUGGUUUCACCCGCAAAUGUGUGAACACUAAAAUGCAUUCCAUCCCUCUGAAAACAAUGGAGAUUGAGUGAUUGAUGAUAGGUUUUUUUUUUUCCCCCAAGUGGAUGAGUGAACUCAAUCCAUGUACAAAUUUUACUCUUGAUGGAGACUUUUUUUUUUUUUUUAGAAAUCAGUAUCUGCCCCCAACACUGGAAAGACUUGAUUUUCCAGGGUGACAGCAAGCAUUUGGGAGGAUGUGGCUUCAGCCCUUGAUUUCACUAGACUCAAAGCUGGCCCAGCAGCCUCUGUGGAGGAGCAGGAGGAGCAGGUUUGGCGGAGAUAGCAAAGGGGCUUGUACUUACCUACAAGGCUCCAUGUAGACGUAUAUAGGCAUAUGAAUCUAUUUUUCUUUAUUUUUUCCCUCUUCUUUUCUUUCAAAGUUUUACAUUACCUCUUCAAAGUCGUUUCUUUAGCACACUGACGAUCUUCCUCAUUCUGGGAAAAAUCCACAGUCAACUAAUACAACCCAGAACACUAGCUUUGCGUGCUUCUGAGCAGCCUGUCCUGUGAGUUACAAGUUUGGCUCUUUGGUGGGACACAGUGUUGGAUCUGCUCAUGAGUCCCAGCCUGUAUUUGAAUGUGUCCACCAAGCCAGGUAGCUGCCAGCACCCAGUCGUGCAUCAAUUAUUCAGCUGGGUCAUCCCAUUUCAGCCUUCCAGCCCUUGGGAAGUAACUGUCUUAUACCAUGACACAUAAGCCACCACAUGCAUCUUUCACCCACUGGCCUGCCCAGGCCUUUCCUUCUAUCUGUUCAGAACUGUAUUUUGAAAGCCUUCCUCAGAUGCCAGGCUGACAGAUCAGAGAGAAACAGACAUGAGAGAUGGCCAAGGAUGAGGCAGUGGGGUAGGGGCGGGGCUUCCACAGAGAGAAGUAGAAGAUAGAGCAGGAACUAGGGGCUGAGGGACAGGAAAGUGACAGAUAGUGGGAAAUGCUGAUAGAAUUUCUCUUGGUUUCUCCCAGCUAAUAAAUCCUCUGGAAUUUGAGAGAAAGAGGAAGGGGAGGGGAGUUCUGAGGUAGAAAUGAGCUCAGUUCAAUCACAGAGCCCAGAUGGUAGGUAAUGAGGCAGGAUCUAGACCUGAGACACAUGGUUGAAAACGAGGAUCGAUAGCCUGACUGAGUAUUAAAGGGACAAGUGGAUGCACCCCGGACGCCACAACUUCAAGUCAACUUCAGCCCACAAGAAGGGACUGAGGCCAAAGAAUCUCUCAAGCGCUCCAUCGACUCUGCCCCAUCCAUACACCCUCUUGGAAGUGGAGGAUGGCAUGGCAGAAAGCCCAGGACAACUCAGGCAUAGAUCUUCAUGGCUGUUGCCAUUGGCCAGCCAGAUUUUGAUCCAAGAAGAAGGUUCAUUGUCCACUGGCUUCUUCAACAAAGGGGUGGCUUAGGACUGUCCUCGAGGACUGAAGAUAGCCUGCCAGGAAAGGGGGCAAGGACAUUGGUACAGGAGGCCCCUUUUGUGCUGUGGACACAGCUCUUUGCUGUUUCUUGAUGGCAUGGCAGAGUUGAGGCCCCCUCCAACGCUGAACUUGGAGCAUCAAAAAGGGACAGCCAAGGAAGAGAAGUGUGUCGACUGAUAGGAAAUAGAUGGCUAUGGAGCUUAGGGGAUGUCUCCUCCUAUUGCCUGGACAGGACAGUUGGCUGGGAAUGGAAGAGGUAGUUGAUCUUCAUAAGACAAAGGGUCUGAUGGGGAUGGCAGUAUAAGGACUCACCAGACCUGCAGGGUCAGUGUACCCAUCUCCCUGCACAAUGUCCCCAGCCCCCAACUCCCACUCCAGUAUGUCUUAGGCCAGUAUCCUAACCCUUCUCCAUGAUGCUCCUUUUCUGCCAUUAUUUCUCUGCAUCUUGAGCAGUUGUAUGACUGGGAUUUGCCAAGUGGAUACUGGGGUACCACUACCCCUAAGAAAAGACUGAGCCAAGAACUGCCUACUUGCCUACCCCUCCCGGGUCUGGACCUGACUCCUGACGGGGGGUUGUUCUCUUCACCCCACUACUUGCUGGACCUUGAAUGAGCCUCUGCCCCUUACAUGGACUCUUUGUUGUGAGCCACGGAUGGAGGACAUUGUACAGACACUUUGGCCUUCCCCAGUUCAGCCUGCACCCCCAAACUUGUGAGUCUCUCCACUGCUUAGAGGGAGAGGCAUGUCUAGGCAGUUAAUCUCUCCCUAGAGGAAGCUUGCCUUUAACAGGCAGAGUCUGGCUGAACCCAGGAUAGAGAGACCAUGGGAAUGGGGUCACUAAGAAAAGAGGGGUGCCCUUCUCCAUGUCACAGGGAGAGAAGGCAGGCUUGCAAUGGCCCCACCAUGCCCUGAGCAAGAAGCUGCUUGGCUCCAGGUUAGCCCUGGGCUCCAUUAGAGGCCUCUAAUCUGGAUUUAUCCACAGCCAUGGGUCUAAAUGUGACCGGUCCCCAGCCCCACUCCCCCUUGGAAGGCUUCUUCCUAUCUCUUUUGACAACAGCCUCACUCGAGCAGUAGGAAAAAUAGCUCUCCUCUCCCACUACUACUAGGUUAGCUGAAAGAGGCCUAGCCACGACUGAUUCUCCACCCCAGACAGUCUUGACCACCCAGAACAGAGCAGGGAACCUGGGGAAGAGAAGACUCUAUGUUUCUCUGACGGCCAGGCCUAGACAGACAAGGCUUGGGAACAUCUGCCCCACAGGAGUCUGAGGAGACCUUCUGUGGUCUCUCCUCUUCUCCCUCCAAGACCCUCUCCCUACCACGAUCUAUCUCCACGGCAACAUCCUCACCACCAAGCUCCUUAGAUGAUCGGGUUGCCGUGGCAACCUCCAAACCCCCUGCCCCUCCUAGGCAGGGCAGCAGUCCCUCCACUCCCUGAGACCCCUAGAGGGCUUUGGUGGGUAACCACAACCUGAGAGAGGAAUGAGUCAAGGAGAAGAGACACUCUAGCCUUCUGGCUUUCAAGAGAAAGGAGGCUACAAUUUGAAAGAUGGUGGGGAGAAAGGAGCGAGGUCUUUUUAAUCAACCAGGAGCCUGGGGGUUGCGCAGUCUUUAUUUUAAAACCACUAAAGUGCAAGGAUCCUUGCACCAUUUGUUACUCUGCCUUCUUCUCCCUUUUAGGUUUUUGUCUCUUUAAAACAUACUUUCUUGGUUUUCUAAUGGAGUAUAGACUUUAGCCAUCUCACAGACUCUGGCCUCCGCUUCUAAGUCUUUCUGAGUGGGGAAAAGAAAGGUGGAGGGGUCAGAGAGGAAGGGGUCCCUAGCCACCCUGCAUCCACUCACCCCACUUCUCUGGUCCCCAGUCGCCAGCCUCGGCCCCAUCUCCAACACCAUCAUCACCGUCACACAGUAGCCUGUCGCCGGAUAGCACAGUUCAGACAAGACUCCUUCAGAUUCCGAGACGUCUGCCGGUUGUUUUGGGUUUUGUUUUUGUUGUGUUUUGUUUUCAUUUUUGUUUUUACAACAGCAAUAACCACAGCACAUAUUACUGUAGGCCUUCGUAGUGUUCCGUUCAGACACCAUAGCUCUGAUUUCUCUUCUUUUUUUUUUUUUUGUUUUCAACUUAAAAAAAAAAUACUUAUACUUUUUACUGGUAAAACGGAUGAAAAAAUAAUAAAACAACAAACCAGUUUGUGCGAAACAAAACGCGGGAAAAGAAAUCAACCCCAAUGUGGAAGAGCUCGGCUCCUGUUUAGCAUAUUGUACUUAAGGAAAUAAAAAAGGAAAAAACCAGAAGAUCUCA